AUGGUUACCGAGUACAGCAUGUACACAGAGAUCUUGAAUCUACUAGACCAGUUUGAGAAGGACAUUUACUCUGACUGGUGCUGUGGCUUAGAACAGACGUGCCUGAUUAACCUGAACCAGCCACUUAUCUCCAGAAAUACCUCUUCUGGCCUGAUUUCGGUCAACUUUAAUCCAAAGCUGACUGAGGCCUUAAAGGAUGUGAAGUAUUUUCAGACUGUGAGUGAGAUCACCAUACCUCCAGAUGCACUGGCUCUUUUUGAGAAGCGUGAAAUGUUCACAAAGUAUGUGAAUGGUUUGCAGCUGUUAGUACAGUGGUACAACGAGCUUAAGCAGACAGUGUUAGAGGUGGAACUUCCUCUCAUCAGAGCUGAGCUGGAGUCAGUAGACCUGCAGCUGUCGAGAGCAGAGACCAGCUUGACGUGGCAGGACGAGGACUGCUGGAGCUUCAUCAACAACACCAAACACCUUGUACAAGACCUUGUCUGUCGAGUUAAUAGAGUGAGGGAAAACUGUGAUGCCAUUCAGUGUGUGAUGAAGAGAUGGAGCAAACAGGCCAUGUUUUGCAGAAAGGACAACAAAAAAGGUUCACUCAUACAACUGGACGAGAGAGGAGACUCUUUCAGGAAGAAGUACAGCUCCAUGAAGAAUGAUGGAGACUAUAUACAUGGGCUGGUGCAGGAGAACAUGGUUCUUUUCCAUGCUGAUCCGGAUUCAGAAGAGUGGCAAUGCUACCUGGAAUAUUUGGAUGACAUGGUUGUUGAAGGGCUCUUCAGCUACAUCAGUCGCUCUCUUCAUUUCCUCGUGGAAAACAUGGAGGCAGGCCUGAACCAGACUCCACUGUUUGAGGCGAAGCUAAUCCUCAAUGGCUCAAAGAUGACUUUCUGUCCCUCAAUGGAGAAAGAUGCAGGAGAUAGCCUCUAUGAACUGAUAGAGGGGCUGGUUGCAGAUGUAUUCAAGACUUCAGUGAAUAUCAGGAGAGUGGCUGCUCAUCUUAGCAUGGAGACCUAUCAGGAUGUAAUGGAUGGCAUGCUAGACUUGCUGGACCUGAGACAGGAAAUAAUGGAGCGAGUGGAGAACGUCCAGAAGAAAGCAAUAAAUUACCAGACAAAGUUUGAUUGUUAUACUCAUCUGUGGCAAGAUGACAGGGCAGAGUUUCUCAGGCAGUUUCUCCUGUAUGGACGUGCACUCACAUCAGAGGAGAUGGAAGCCUGUACAGGAGAUGCACUCCCUGACAAUCCUCCUACAAUCAAUAACUUCAAAGAACAAAUCGAUUAUUAUGAGGAUCUGCAUGAUGAAAUUUCCCACUUUGAAGACUUCAGAGUUUUUGAUGGUUGGUUUCGGGUGGACAUCAAGCACUUUAAAGUCAGCCUUCUUAACACACUAAAAAGGUGGAGCUGGCUCUUCAAAGAGCAUCUCUUGACCAAUGUCACCCACAGUCUUGAUGAGCUGCAGAAGUUUAUCCAAGCUACUGUUGAAGGGCUAAGACAACCUAUAGCUAAAGAUGACAACCAUGGCUUUGUGGAAGUGAUGAGUCACCUGUUAGCUGUAAAGGACAGACAGAAUGCCACAGACAACAUGUUUGAGCCUCUUAGAGAAACAGUGAUCCUCCUGGAACAAUAUGGUGUGACCAUACCAGACCAUAUCUACUGGCAAAUGGAGGAACUUCCAGAGAAAUGGAGUGGGGCUAAAAAACUGGCCCUAAGAGUAAGGCACGAGGUGGCACCCAUGAAGAAUACAGAAGUGAUGGUUUUACGAAGACAGUGCAUGGAUUUUGAGGUGAAACAAACCCAGUUCAGAGACAUGUUCAGAGCAAUGGCACCCUUCAGUUACAAGGCAGUAAAUCCUUACAGUAGUCUUGAGAAAUCAGAAAAAGCAAUCCGGGAUAUGGAGAGAGAAGUAGCAGAGCUGCAAGAGUCUGCCAGUCUACUUGAUGUUUCCAUUUCUGACUACAGAGACAUCAAGCUCUGCAGGCGAGAGAUUACGAUUCUCAAAGAACUGUGGGACAUUGUUGUAUAUGUGCAAAGCAGUGUGGAAAACUGGACAAUGACCAAAUGGAGGCAGAUAAACGUGGACCAGAUGGAUGCAGAAUUGAGGAGGCUUGCCAAGGACAUACAAAAGCUUGACAAAGAAGCUCGCUUGUGGGAUGUGUAUUCUGGAUUAGACCUUUAUGUAAAGAACUUGUUGACGUCACUGCAGGCUGUGAGUCAACUGCAGAACCCGGCAAUACGAGAGCGUCACUGGGUCCAGCUAAUUAGAACAACACAGAUGGAUUUCACUGUGACAGAUAGUACCACUUUGGAGGACCUGUUGGUUUUACAGCUCCAUUUGUUUGAAGAUGAAGUCCGCAACAUAGUGGAAAAGGCAGUCAAAGAGAUGGCAAUAGAGAAGGUUGUAACAGAAAUAAGUCAGACGUGGAUGUCAAUGGAGUUUUCAUAUGAAGAGCAUUACCAGACCUCUGUGCCACUGCUUAAAUGUGAUGAACAACUCAUUGAAACUCUUGAGGAUCAUCAGGUUCAGCUCCAGAGUGUCUUUCAGAAUAAGCACACAGAUCACUUCCUGCACCAGGUAGUGGAACUACAAAAACAGUUGACGGUGGCUGACUCUGUGUUCAUGGUCUGGAUGGAGGUCCAAAGGACAUGGGCCUACCUUGAAAGCAUUUUCAAAGGCUGUGAUGACAUUUGCCAGCAACUGCCUGCAGAUACACACAGAUUCAAAGCAAUAGAUGCAGAAUUUCAGGAGCUAAUGUUGGGCAGUGCCAUCAUUAAAAAUGUAAUUGAGGCCACUAACAAACCUCAUCUACUGGAGAAGUUAGAGGAUCUACAAAAAAGGCUGGCAUUAUGUGAAAAAGCUCUUACUGAAUACCUGGAAACAAAAAGACUCGCAUUUCCACGAUUCUACUUUAUUUCAUCCGCAGACUUGUUGGACAUCCUCUCUAAAGGAAGUCGUCCCAGAGAAGUGACCAUCCAUCUCUCAAAGAUUUUUGACAACUUGACCGAUCUUGAGUUCAGCAAAAACGAGCAGCUGAGUAAUCCUAAAGUUGCUGUGGGCAUGUAUAGCAAAGAGAGGGAAUUUGUGCCAUUCCAGACUGAAUGUUUGUGUUGCGGGCCGGUUGAGGCAUGGCUCAGUCGUCUCGAAGAGUCUAUGAAGGAAUGUGUCAAGGGUCACCUAUCCGAGGCUGUGUCCGUGUACGAGGACAGACCCAGAGAGCAGUGGAUUCUCGAUUUCCCUGCCCAAGUUGCUCUUGCUGGAUCACAGAUCUGGUGGACUAAUGAUAUGGAACUUGUGUUCAAAAGACUGGAAGAAGGAUUUGAGUCGGCGCUAAAAGACUACAAUAAAAAACAGGUUUCUCAACUCAACAUGCUGAUUGGCAUGCUACUUGGAGAGCUGAGCUCAGGAGACAGGCAAAAGAUCAUGACUGUAUGCACCAUUGAUGUCCAUGCCAGAGACAUUGUUGCCAGCCUCAUUGCUAAAAAGGUCACCACCUCACAGGCCUUCCCAUGGCUUUCCCAGCUUCGACAUUACUGGAGUGAGCAGCUUCGCCACUGCUACAUCAACAUCUGUGAUGCUCAGUUCAUUUACUCUUAUGAGUAUCUUGGAAAUACACCACGUCUGGUCAUCACUCCUCUGACAGACCGGUGUUACAUCACCUUGACUCAGUCACUCCACCUGAACAUGAGUGGGGCCCCGUCAGGCCCUGCUGGAACAGGGAAGACUGAGACCACAAAGGAUCUUGGCAGAGCCAUGGGUGUCAUGGUAUACGUCUUCAAUUGUUCUGAACAGAUGGACUACAAGUCCAUUGGAAAUAUUUACAAGGGUCUGGCACAGACUGGAGCAUGGGGCUGCUUUGAUGAAUUCAAUCGUAUCCCCGUGGAUGUUCUGUCGGUUGUAGCGGUGCAGGUUAAAACCAUUCAGGACGCCAUUCGAUCUAAAAAGGAAAGGUUCCUGUUCCUCGACAAGAACAUUGCUUUAAAACACUCGGUUGGGAUUUUCAUAACUAUGAAUCCUGGCUAUGCAGGGAGGACGGAGCUACCUGAGAACCUCAAGUCUCUUUUCAGGCCCUGUGCCAUGGUGGUGCCAGACACUGAAGUCAUUUGUGAGAUCAUGCUCGUGGCAGAAGGCUUCCGUGAUGCUAAGCUUUUAGCCAAGAAGUUCAUCACUCUGUACACUCUCUGCAAGGAACUGCUCUCCAAGCAGGACCACUAUGAUUGGGGUUUGCGUGCUGUCAAGUCUGUUCUGGUUCUGGCAGGGGCAUUGAGAAGAAGAGACAAAACAAGAGUAGAGGAUCAGGUGUUGAUGCGUGCACUGCGGGACUUCAACAUGUCUAAAAUUGUGACAGAGGAUGUGCCUGUCUUCAUGGGACUGCUGGGAGACCUGUUCCCAGACAUGGAAGUAGAACGAGAAAGAGACCUAGAAUUUGAAAAGGCCAUUCGAAAGACUACACUUAAUCUUCGGCUGCAGCCAGAGGAGACAUUUAUCCUCAAGGUGGUGCAGCUGGAGGAGCUCAUGGCUGUACGUCACUCUGUCUUUGUUGUUGGAAAUGCAGGGACUGGAAAAAGUCAGAUAUUGAGAGUUCUCCAUAAAACUUAUGUAAACCUGAAAAGGAAGCCUGUAUGGAAUGACCUCAACCCAAAAGCAAUAGACAGAAAUGAGCUAUUUGGCUUCAUCCAUCCUGCAACUCGAGAAUGGAAAGAUGGUUUGCUUUCAUCACUGAUGCGAGAACAGGCAAACAUCUCCCACAGUGGACCUAAGUGGAUUGUGUUGGAUGGAGACAUUGAUCCGAUGUGGAUUGAAUCACUCAACACAGUGAUGGAUGAUAACAAGGUACUGACUCUAGCCAGUAAUGAACGUGUGGCGCUUACUUCAUCUAUGAGACUGAUUUUUGAAAUCAGUCACCUAAGAAUGGCGACUCCUGCCACUGUGUCCAGAGCAGGUAUCCUCUAUGUUAACCAGCAGGACCUGGGCUGGAACCCGUACGUUGCCAGCUGGAUUGACCAAAGAGAACGGCAGACUGAAAGAGCCCAUCUCACCAUACUGUUUGAGAAAUACGUUCCACGUUGUCUAGAACAGAUGAAAAACACUUUCAAGACAAUCACUUCCAUUCCAGAGAUCUCUAUGGUGCAGACACUCUGCACUUUGCUCGACUGCCUUCUGACACCAGAAAAUGUUCCUUCUGAAUCCCCUCGUGAAAUCUAUGAGACCUAUUUCACCUUUGCCUGCAUCUGGGCAUUCGGUGGGGCCUUGUAUCAAGAUCAGCUCUGUGAUUAUCGAGCGGAGUUCAGUCAGUGGUGGACCAAAGAGAUGAAGACUGUAAAACUGCCAGCACAGGGAACAGUGUUCGACUAUUACCUUGACCAUCAAACCAGGCGGUUUUUGCCCUGGAGUGACACCGUGCCACCCUUUGACAUGGACACUUGUACACCAUUACAGGCUGUUCUUGUACACACAGCAGAGACCGUGUGUCUUCGCUACUUCAUGGACUUGUUGCUGGAGAGGAGACAGCCAGUGAUGCUUGUGGGGAAUGCCGGAGUGGGAAAGACUGCACUCGUCAGGAACAAGUUAGACUGUCUGCCAGAAAGUUACAUGGCCACAAAAGUACCUUUGAACUACUACACCUCCUCCCUCAUGUUGCAGGCAAUCUUAGAGCGACCAUUAGAGAAAAGAGCAGGCAGAAGCUACUCCCCUGUAGGCAACAGAAGGCUGAUCUACUUUAUAGAUGACAUGAACAUGCCAGCUAUGGACAAUUAUGGCACAGUGCAGCCUCACACACUUAUACGCCAACAUCUGGAUUAUGGGCACUGUUAUGACAGACAGAAACUGACCCUGAAAGAAAUACAUAAUACCCAAUAUGUUGCCUGUAUGAAUCCAACUGCUGGGACUUUCAUUAUCAACCCCAGAUUACAGAGGCAUUUCUCUGUGUUUGCAGUGAACUUCCCUUCAUGUGAUGCUCAGAGGUCGAUCUUCAGUCAGAUCCUGUGUAGUCAUCUGAAGCAGCAGCUCUUCAGUCCCCUUGUUCAGAGUAGUGCUGCAGCUGUCAUUCAGGCAGCCAUAACUCUUCACCACAAGAUGGUUCAUAAUUUUCUGCCCACAGCCAUCAAGUUUCACUACACGUUUAAUCUUCGAGAUCUGUCAAAUGUCUUUCAGGGCAUCCUCUUCUCUGGACCUGAGAAUGUGAAAGACAGUGCUGACCUGGCACAGUUGUGGCUCCACGAGUCCUGCAGAGUAUACUCAGACAGACUGGUAGAUCUAAAGGACCUGCAGCUUUUUCAGAAGUUCCAGUUGGAGACUAUGCAAGAAUGUUUUGAGGGACUGGAGGAUAUAAAGGUGAAAAAGCAGCCCCUCCUUUAUUGCCACUUUGCCCAGAUGGGUGAGAAAGCCUCCUAUGCCCCUGUCACAGACUGGUCUGCACUCAGCACCAUCCUCAUGGAUGCCCUGGAAAGCUACAUUGAGAUUCAUCCAGCCAUGAACCUAGUGUUGUUUGAAGAUGCCAUGCAACAUGUCUGCCACAUCAGUCGUAUCUUGGAAACUCCAAGAGGUCAUGGCUUACUGGUCGGAGUCGGGGGCAGUGGGAAGCAAAGCCUGACUCGUCUGGCUGCCUACCUAUCCUCUGUGGAAGUCUUCCAAAUUAUUCUGAGUAAAGGUUACACAGUCCAGGACUUCAAGAUGGAUUUGGCCGGUUUGUUCCUGAAGGCUGGAGUGCAGAACAAGCGUGUGGUUUUGCUCCUGAGUGACGCACAAAUAUCCGAUGACCGGUUUCUGGUCAUUAUUAAUGACUUUCUGGCAUCAGGGGAAGUUCCUGAGGUUUUCAGUGAGGAGGAGAUUGAAAGUAUUGUGUCUGGGGUGAGAGCUGAUGUGCGAGGCCUUGGUCUUCUGGACAACAGGGAAAACUGUUGGAAAUUUUUCACAGAUCGAGUGGGACUACAGCUCAAGGUAGUCCUGUGUUUCUCUCCUGUGGGCAGUGUUCUGCAGGUUAGGGCUCGUCACUUUCCAGCCCUCAUCAACUCCACAAUCAUCGACUGGUUUUAUUCUUGGACCCCUGAAGCUCUGCAGUCAGUCAGCUACAGGUUCAUCCAAGAAGUUGAAGGCAUUGAGCCUGCCGUCCAGGAAUCCAUCAGUCUUUUCAUGGCCUAUGUUCACACUAGUGUCAACCAGGCAAGUGAAAAAUACCAGCGCAAUGAGAAGAGGUACAAUUACACCACCCCCAAGAGCUUUCUCCAGCAAAUCACCCUGUACAGAAACCUUCUGGAGAAAAGCCGGGCUCAGCUUCAGCACAAGAUGAACCGACUCGACAGCGGCCUUCAGAAACUCCAAACCACUGCUGCUCAGGUUGAAGAUCUAAAAGCUAAACUUGCAUCCCAAGAUGCUGAACUGACCCUUAAAAAUGAGAACAUCGAAGCUCUGAUUGCUAAGAUUGGACAGCAAACUGAGAGGGUGAGCAGCAAGAGAGAGGCUGCAGAUGUUGAAGCACAAAAGGUUGCUGUGAUCCAGGCAGAAAUUGCUGUCAAACAGAAGGAGUGUGAAAAUGACCUAUCCAAGGCAGAGCCGUUACUGGCAGCCGCCACAGCAGCACUGAACACCCUCAACAAGGUGAAUCUUACUGAGCUGAAGGCCUUUCCAACCCCCCCGGCAGCAGUAAUCAAUGUAGCAGCAGCUGUGAUGGUCCUGCUGGCCCCUCGUGGUCGAGUGCCUAAGGAUCGGAGCUGGAAGGCAGCACGGGCCUUCAUGGGCAAGGUGGAUGAUUUCCUGCAGGCCUUGAUGUCGUAUGAUAAGGAGCACAUCCCUGAGUCAUGCCUGACUGUGGUGAAACAAGAAUAUCUGAGAAACCCAGACUUUCACCCUGAUCUAGUUUGGACCAAAUCUACAGCUGCAGCUGGUCUUUGUGCCUGGACCAUUAAUAUUGUGAGAUAUUACGAGAUCUAUUGUGAGGUGAUUCCAAAAAGGCAUGCCUUGUCACAAGCUAAUGCAGAGCUAGAAACAGCAACAGCCAAACUGUUGGCACUUCAAAAGAAGUUGGCAGAUCUUGAUGCCAGCCUCCAGAACAUAACAGCUCAGUAUGAAAUGGCUACAGCUGAGAAAAUCAGUUGUCAGGAGGAGGUGAUGCGUACCACCCAGACCAUAGAGCUGGCCAACCGACUAGUCAAGGGCUUAAUGUCAGAGAAGGAGCGCUGGUCCCUGAAAAUUGUCCAGUUUGAAAAGCAAAAGAAAACCCUGUGUGGUGAUGUGCUCCUCACGUCAGCAUUUGUCUCCUACAUGGGUUACUUUACCAGCCAGUAUCGUGUGGAGCUUUUUAACAACAAGUGGAUUCCUUUCCUUAGAUCUCUGAAGGUCUCUGUACCCCUGACAGACGGCCUGGAUCCAGUCCUCAUGCUUACAGAUGAUGCCACCGUGGCUGCUUGGCAUAACCAGGGUCUGCCAAAUGAUAGGAUGUCUAUUGAGAACGCGGCCAUCCUGACCACCAGUGAGCGUUGGCCACUCAUCAUCGACCCACAGCAGCAGGGCAUCAAGUGGAUCAGAAAUCAGCUAGCGUCAGAGCUGAGGGUGGUGCAGCUUGGACAGAAAGGUUGUUUAGAUGUGAUUGAACAAGCUCUUGUCUUUGGGGAAACUGUCGUGAUAGAGAACCUGCCAGAAAAGGUAGACCCGGUUCUGGAGCCUCUACUAAGCAGGAAAACUAUUAAACAAGGAAGGUACAUUCUAAUUGGAGGCAAGGAGUGCACUUACAACAGUAAUUUUAAACUCAUUCUUCACACCAAGUUGGCCAAUCCACAUUUCCCUCCUGAGCUCCAGGCCCAGACCACCCUGAUCAACUUCACCGUGACUCCUAAGGGCCUGGAGGAGCAGCUGCUGGGACAGGUAGUCUCUCGGGAGAGACCUGAUUUGGAGGAACUAAAGACGAAGCUGACCACGCAGCAGAACCACUUCAAGAUUGAGCUGAGAAGGUUUGAAGAUGACCUGCUGAGUCGCCUCUCUGCAGCCCAUGGUAAUUUUCUAGGGGAUAUUUUUCUGGUGGAGCAACUUGAGAAUACCAAGACUACAGCCGCUCACAUUCAAUGCAAGGUGGCGGAGGCCAGAGAGAACGAGAGAAAGAUCAACGAGGCUCGAGAACUAUACCGCCCAGCAGCUGAGAGAGCAUCGCUCCUCUUCUUUAUCAUCGACAACCUCAGCAAGAUUAACCUGAUGUACCAGUUUUCUCUCAAGACCUUUAACUCGGUGUUUAAUAAAGCAAUGGAGCGUGCCGAAUGGGAUGAGGAUGUGAGGACCAGAGUCCGCUCCCUCACUGAGGCCAUCACCUAUUCUGUAUUCCUGUACACCAGCCAGGGCCUGUUUGAGAGAGACAAGUUAACCUUCUUGUCACACACUGCCUUCCAGAUUCAGCUCAAGGAGAAACUGAUUGAUAUUGAGGAAUUAGACUUCUUGCUGCGCUAUCCCGUGGAGGCAAGCAAAGUUAGUCCAGUGCCGUUCCUCUCUAUGUCUGCCUGGGGGGCCAUUAAGACAAUUUCUACAAUUGAGGGCUUCAGUGGACUUGACAGAGACAUAGAGAGCUCACCGAAUCGCUGGAGGAAGAUAGUUGAGUCCAGCUGUCCUGAAAAUGAAAGGCUUCCUCAAGACUGGAAGAAUACGAAUUCCCUCCAGAGGCUGAUUAUCCUGAGAGCUCUUCGCCCUGAUCGGAUGACCUACACACUAAGGAAAUUUGUAGAGGAAAGCAUGGGAGCUAAGUAUGUGGACAGUGCCAGGCUGGAAUUUGAGAGGCUGUUUGAAGACAGCGGUCCCUCAACACCUGUGUUCUUCAUCCUCUCACCUGGAGUGGAUCCACUCAGAGAUGUAGAGAAACUUGGUUUAAAACUGGGAUUUUCCAUUGACCAGGGAACUUUGCACAAUGUGUCCCUGGGACAGGGACAAGAGAUAAUGGCUGAGAGGGUUCUCAAAAAUGCCUCUAAACAUGGACACUGGGUCAUUUUGCAGAAUGUACACCUGGUGGCUAUGUGGCUGCCCUCUUUGGAUGCUCUUCUGGAGACAACAGCCGUGGACAGUAACCCCAGCUAUCGGGUUUUCAUCACCGGAGAACCCGCGCCAUGUCCUGAGCAGCAUGUAAUCCCCAGAGGCAUAUUGGAAAAUGCCAUCAAAAUCACCAACGAGCCACCCACUGGAAUGAAUGCCAGCUUGCACGCAGCCCUCGGCAACUUCAGCCAGGACACUCUGGAUAUGUGCUCCAGAGAACAAGAGUUCAACUCGAUGCUCUUCUCCCUCUGCUUUUUUCAUUCCUGUGUAACGGAGCGCCGUAAAUUUGGCCCACAAGGGUGGAAUAACAACUACCCCUUCAGCACGGGGGACCUAACAAUCUCAGCUAAUGUCUUGUACAACUACUUAGAGACCAACACAAAAGUGCCUUGGGAGGACUUGUGUUAUCUGUUUGGAGAGAUCAUGUAUGGAGGACACAUUACUGAUGUCUGGGAUAGAAGACUGUGUAAAACUUACCUGCAGGAAUUUAUGCAUCCUAAAAUGUUUGAAAUGGAUCUCUCUCUGUGUCCGGGGUUCCUGUCUCCUCCGUUCUUGGACUACACUGGUUACCACCACUAUAUUGACGAACAUCUCCCCUCCGAGAAUCCCACUUUGUACGGUCUCCAUCCAAAUGCUGAGCUUGAGUGCCUCACUGUCACCUCAGACAACCUCUUAAAGGCUCUGUUGGAACUGCAGCCACAGAACUCUUCCAGAGGAGAGGGAGCAGCUCAGAGCACAGAGGAGAAGGUCACGUCAAUAAUUGAAGACAUCCUUGACAAGCUUCCUGAGGAGUAUAACAUGGCAGAGAUUAUGGCAAAGACAACAGAGCGAAACCCGUACACCUUAGUUUGCUUUCAGGAGUGUGAGCGCAUGAAUCUUCUGUUAGUUGAGAUAAAGAAGUCCCUUCAUGAGCUGGAUCUUGGUCUGAAGGGCGAACUCACUUUCUCCUCCAGGAUGGAGAAUCUGCAGUCUGCACUGUUCAUGGAGCAGGUCCCAGACUCCUGGGCCAGACUGGCUUAUUCCUCCACUAAAACACUGGCACAGUGGUUGAAUGAUCUAAUGUGUAGCUGCCACGAGCUCGACAGCUGGACUCAAGAUUUUGUCCUACCUGCAGUUGUUUGGCUUUCGGGGCUCUUUAACCCUCAGUCCUUUCUUACCGCUGUGCUGCAGAGUAUUGCUCGCAAAAACAAGUGGCCCCUGGACAAGAUGACCCUGAGCGUGGAUGUAACAAAGAAAAUGAAGGACGACUUUGGGCAUCCUCCACGGGAAGGAGCCUACAUCCACGGACUCUUCAUGGAAGGAGCACGUUGGGACACUCAGGCUGGAGUCAUCUCUGAGGCGGUUUUGAGAGAACUGACGCCGGCCAUGCCUGUGCUGUAUGUUAGAGCUGUGCCCACAGAGGAGCGGGACAUCAGUAACACUUUUGAGUGUCCAGUGUACCGCACCAAGCAGCGUGGACACACUUAUGUGUGGACCCUCCGCCUCCGAACCAAACAGCCAGCUACCAAGUGGAUUGUAGCUGGAGUGGCUUUGUUGCUGUCUGUGUGA
This is a messenger RNA of Pundamilia nyererei, 11541 nucleotides long. Its product is annotated as dynein heavy chain 11, axonemal. The coding region runs from base 1 to 11541 and encodes 3846 amino acids. Gene Ontology annotation, molecular function: minus-end-directed microtubule motor activity; ATP binding; dynein light intermediate chain binding. Gene Ontology annotation, biological process: microtubule-based movement. Gene Ontology annotation, cellular component: dynein complex. The record is from RefSeq and is a predicted model, not a curated record. The transcript is spliced from 71 exons. NCBI's taxonomy places the organism in Eukaryota, Metazoa, Chordata, Actinopteri, Cichliformes, Cichlidae.